Molecule: messenger RNA, 5461 nt
Organism: Passer domesticus (house sparrow)
Lineage: Eukaryota; Metazoa; Chordata; Aves; Passeriformes; Passeridae
Product: A-kinase anchor protein 17B-like
Exons: 5
Coding region: 1917-3653 (578 amino acids)
Biological process (GO): regulation of RNA splicing
Cellular component (GO): nuclear speck; cytosol
Molecular function (GO): protein kinase A binding; RNA binding
Source: RefSeq, a predicted model, not a curated record
GAGCAAAUGUGAGGGGUGCCUUUGGAACAAUUAUUCCUGCUACUUGCAUGUUGCUCAGGUGCACUAUGUGAGUGUUUCAGGUUAGAUAUUGCCAGGCUGUUAAUUUUUCCCAGAAGUGUAAGUUUGUUUUAAAGUAUGAACUUAGGUGACACAGUUUAGGGCCUUGUAAGAUAAGGACAGUUCAGCCUUCAGUUAUUGUAGUAAAUCCUAGUGCAAGGGCAGAUGUGUUCCAAAUGUUUUUACCAUGGUAGAAUGGCCAAAAGGAAAUAAUAAUUUGAUAAAGGGGUUGAAAGUCAAAUUCCUUGUGAUUUGUCAGUUGCAGCAGUUAAGGUGGUGGCUUGUUGAUAUGUCAGGGUUACUUCCAAAAGGCCAUGCUGCUGAGCAGCAGUUCAGUGGGUCAGCCAGUAAAUAAUUCUAUGCCUUGUUCACAGUUAUGUAGAGAGAAAUAAAUUUCUGAUGCUUGAAGAGCUCCUGGCUAUGAGCACAAGUGGGGAAGAGCAGGGCUAAUGGUGUGCACCAGCAAACCACUGUAGCUUACUCAGCUCUACGAAGAGAGUUUGGGGCUUUUAGGUGAUUUAUGGCAGUAGUAGGAAGAUGGUUGCAGCUGUGAUGGUGCAAGGAUAGAUGUGAAAGAAGAUUUUCAAGGGCAGGAUAAUAUAUCAGUUGGUUUAACAGAUGAUGUACUUGCAAAACAGAGCAGGAUUUUGUGUACACCAGGUGGUCUGCAGGCUUGACAGUCAUUUCUCUGCAGGUUGUAACAGCAGAGUCCUGGAUGUUUUAACCUGCUGCACCACAAAUCUUAGUGGGGUGGCAGAAGUUUGGUUGGCACUAACUUGGUGGAAAUCUUUAGGAAGCUCUUUAUCUUAAUGCACAGUGGGCAGAAAGGACUCUAGAGAUUACUCAGUGCUUCGGUUUUGUAGAAAGUGCUUUGUGUGUCUGCUUUGCUUAUAUGAGACACUGGAGGUGUGUCUGUACAUACACAGCUGUGUGCAGAGAUUAAUCCUGAGAGAUUCAGCCUUGCCUGACAAACUUACAGUUAAUUCUGAAUGCACUUGGCUGCAGUUCACUAAGAGGAGUGAUUCAGUGCUGCAGUCUGCUGUAGCUGCUGCUUCCAGAGAUUCCUGGUUGUUUUAUGUUAAUGUUAAUUGGACUAGUUUUUUCUCAGUACAUAUGUGUGGUUUUUUCUUCAUCGUUUUCAAAAAGUGUAGUCACCCUCUUUUAUCAAACAGUUUCUGUGCUUGUCUUCCCUUGUGCAUUCCCAUGUUAAAAGCAAACAGGCAUUUUUCAAGUAAUAACAGUAUAGUUAACUUGUGAAAACCAUCUUACAAACUUUUAUGUUGUGUUUCUUCAGUGGAAGUUUUUAUAUGGCAUUCUUGCAGUUCUUUGUUUAUGUAUCUUUUUUCCUCAAUUUGAUUUUGUCUGUAUUUAUUAAAAUGGAGUCUAUAAAAUAAAAAUACAGCAUAUGGACAGCAUUAAAAUACACUAAGCUUUACUUGAGCUUUACUAGGUGCUGAGCCUUUGUGGAAGAAACUGGCACAGAUGGUGGUUUGCCAACUUCUGUUUCUUUUUCCUUGAAUUUAGGCCUGAAAAGUCCUUGAUAACCAGUGGAAGCCUCUCUGUAAACUUUUUGUACAAUUAACCAUGUGGCUUUUAAAACAAACCAGACAUUUUUAGUGAAGGAGCCAUAAGACAGAGAAGCCUGGAAAGAUUAAAGCUGCAAGAACAGGAGCACAUUUGAAAAAGGAGGGGAAAAGAGAGGGGGUUGAAAGAAAAAGACGUGGUGAUGGAAAGAAGUUCAAGAGAGAAAAAGGAAAGCUAAGCGCGAGAGGAGAGAAGAGAGGCAGAUAGAUGGAGAUGAGGAACAUCCCCCAAAGCAGCAGAAGGCACCGGCUGAAGAACAGCACUGGCCAGAGAAUAUGCCUGAAUGGGAAGAAAGGAAAUCCCUGCUAGCUCAGAGAAGAGUGGAGUCUGUCAGACUGCUUACAGUGCUGUUAAAGCGUGUGAAAUUGGCAAGUCAAAAAGUGGAUCCCUCACUGGGUGUAAAGAAGGACAAUUCAUUUUCUGAAACAGCAUUUAAAGACAUUCAGCAGGAGCUGAUUAACUCCCUUUAUCGUACGCACAAAGAGCUGAAGCGUAAGGAGUUGAAGUGCCCGUUAACCCACAAAGGUAGUGCUUUAUGCUGUGAGGAAGGAGAUGUGAGGAACUUCCGUGCACCUGCUUGUCACAUAGUCAGGACAAUUUCAAACGAUCCCCCUGCAGCCCCGAGCUCUGACGGCGUGCCUGGCAGAGAUGUGAGCAGCUCCUCCCGCCGAGGCCGCGCGCCUUUGCUGAUCACGGUCACCCAGGACGGCAGGGUCAUCGAGCCUCUCCCUGGAAGGCACCGCCCUGCACGGCAUGCAGUUCACACGCAGACAGUGUCUGAGGAAGAUGACUGCAGAAAGCAAAAGGUUUAUGAGACUGAUGAAUUCAUCCAUUAUUUGCUGAACUACUAUCAGACACCACACUAUGCACGUGUUUGCUUAGAGCCAAAAACCACUGUGAACAAGUCCCGGUGGAAGCGAGUGGUGUCUGAUGAUGGUAGUGGGUUUGACACCAGCUUGAGUAGCAAACAUGGUCAGCACUUCAGAGAAUUGAGUCCUGUACAGAACCUCCACAAGAGAAAUUGUAUUAGUGAUAGUAAUUAUAGGCUGGUGAUCACUCUUGGGGAACUUGAGUCAACAGACAAAGUGUUAGAAAGCAAGGUCCAUGGGGGCAAGCUUGUAAAAAAGCUGCAGGUGCAGAGGAAUGACUCACUCACUGUUGAUAAUGUACCACAUGCUGGACUGAAUCAUUCUUUGGAGUGCACUACUGUUACUCAUAAUGAGCAAUUCAAGCAAGAAGAUGGUAGAGAUGAAGGCACUGUACCAUAUGGAACAUGUAGAUCUGCUUGCAGAUUAAAGGAUUUGUUGGAAGAGAUCAGUGAUUCUGAGUACUUUAGAGAGGCAUGUGGCGGCUCAGUGAAGAGAGCAGAAAGAAGGUAUGAAGAAAUUUACAGCAGUUGUAAUAAAGGGUGCUUGUCUGCAAGAGCUGGGGAAAGAGAAUUACUGGUUUACCCUAAAAAUGUAGCUCUGGAAGGCCAAGAGAAGGAAAUCAGCCAAUAUAACUCCUGUUCUAAUUCUGUCCAUGAGGGCUUGGCAAGGCAGUGUGAACGUAAACUUAAAAAGUCAUGCAAGAGGUCUAGUAGUAAAUUAAGAUAUGAAGGAAAGAAAAGUGAGAGACAAUCCAGGGAAAAGGAGAAAAAUGCUCAUAAAAUGAAGAAAAAGCGAAAAAAGCUUUCUUCUAAUCUUUUAUCUGAUGAAUGUGGCUUUUCAGAGACGGACAGUUGCAUGCAGCUGGAGUCGCUCAGAAAGAUACAGAGAAAAUGUAAGAAAAUGUUGCACAAAAAAGUGAAAUUCAAGACGCAUCACACCUCUGUGGCAGCACCAGAUGUUACCCCUGAUGGUGGCUCGUCCCUUCAGGAGACCCCCCAGAGGAGAGGAGAUGAGAGGAAAUUAAUGUUGAGAAGAGAGAUGGAUGCAGAUGUCAGAGGAUGCCCUCUAUUUCCUCUUGAGAUAAUUCAGACAAACCCCUUCUCAGAUAAUUUCUGUGGAGGAGAGCCCAGAAGAGGAUGCUGAACAGCUACUGUAUUAUAGCUCUGAAGUUUUUAUAAACAAGUGGGAGAACAAAGCCCUUUGAUCAUUAAAAGGUGUAUGAACUACUGGGUUGGUUUUUGAUUUUUUUUUCCCUUACAUAAUUCCUUUGGUUAGAAUAUCAAACUGGUGAAGUGAGCCACAGAAGCAGAAUUUGUGUUUGCCUUUUGGAUAACUUUUGGACCAAAACUUUCCCCAGAGCCAGGACAAACUUUCAUGGACUAGUGGCUAAAGAACUUGAAGGGACACAGACUGAGAUCUUGGAGCAUUACACUUUGAUUGAAUGCAGAGAAUCAUGUAAAUUACAAUAUUUACUAAUAAUGAGUCAUUGGGAAAAAAACCUAAUUGUCAAUCCUGGAACAAGCAUAUGAAUUGUCUCCUCUAUCAGAUUGGUGGGACUGGAAGGUGUGGGGGAUAUUUAUACUCAAUUUUGAGAAGUAAUAGAUUUCCAAAUGUGAAGGAAGUCCCAUCUUCUGUAAAACCCACACUAGAAGAACCUUGGUUUACUAUUCACUACUCUAGAGGUGUUUCUGAAAACUUGCUGGCUUUUGGGAGGAUUUCACUGAACUUAGGCUCAGUGUAGUGCUUCCAGGAGUCUGAAUGGUUGUCUAAGCAAACUCUGGGUGUUAGAUAAUGAGAGGGCAGUGCAUGUCAGCCUGCUGACAGUCCCCAUGUAAAUGCAGGCUUACAAUUCACAAGAAUUUGAAGGCACAUGUAGUGAGGUAGCUGUUUAGUAUGAGUUUGCCUACAAAUGCUUUCCAGAGGAAUUGUGAAAUGUUGUCAGAGUUGUGCUGCAUGUAGAUAAAAAUGGGAAAAUGCAGUCUAGGAGCUUGAUUUAUAUCCAUAUUUAUUCAUCUGACUAUAUCUAGAAGACAGCCACAAUUGCUUUUGGACAAAGUCCCUUAGCAAGGCACAGAGUUUGAAGUUCAAUACACUGAUUAUUACAGCUUUCAUUUUAUUAUGCUUUAUUUAUUACAUGCCAGUAGACGAAGUUAAUGUGAAAAUGUUGCCUUCAUUACAUAAGAUCUUACCCAUGUUUGUAACUUCUGCUCUAAUAAAUAGUAAUAAAAAAAGAUAAUUGUAAUUGUUUGUGGUAGAUAGGUAUUCCCCCCCAUCUUCAAUACUGGUGAUUCCUGCAGGCUUCUAAGCCAGGUUUUAUCAGUCUUUCUGUUCAUAUGUUCAGAUGUUGAGUGCCUUUUCAGGGUAAUGAAUGAUAAAUGGUUGCUACUCAAAGUACUGUUAAUCUAUUACUUUUAUCUAAAAAAAAUAUGUUAUUUUCUUGACAGAAAUAUUUUCUGACUAUUUUGGAGAACCUUUAUGCCCUCUUAAGUCUUCCCUUUAGUAUUUUAUACAGUUAUCCUGAUGAGGGACCAUUGUAUUUGUUGACUGUGUAAAAUGUUUUCAGUGGCACUGAUGGGACAUACCAAGGGUGUUUUUUUCUCUAUGGAAUAUUUGCAGAUUAAAGAUAACAAAACUUCCCCCCUGUAAAGCUAUACACAGUUUUGUGUCCAUGAGUACCCAUUUCCCACGAGACAGGCCUUUUGGUGACAGGUGAGGAAGUAUUUCUUUAGUUAAUCUGGAGCAGAAGGAACUAAAGAUUUCCUUCAGUGUAAACUUCCAGUGUUUUAUCAACAUGCUGUCACAAGAACAGUAACAAAUAAAUACUCCAUUUCUGUAAUUGCUUCAGGUGUUCACCUGUAUUGACUGAAAUUGAUAGAGGAUUUGCUUUGUCUCCCAAGUCCUCAUUCCCUGUAAAGCAUUGUUAGUUAAUAAAAUAUGCAUGCACUUUAAAA